UAUGUAAUACUACAUAUAUCUAUCACCAUGUCGCUGCAGCUGUUGCUGUGCCAGCUUUCGCGGCAAGGGCGAAGUCAUUACAAGGGCCCCGUUCUGGCCGCUGCACUCGGACUCGGAGGUUGCUUUUCUGACGUCCUAUCAGCCCUAACUUUGCGUGCCCUGUCAUCUCAGACUGCGGCAAGCUCAUGCGCAGCAGGGGAAUGCAACCUUGGAGCUGGGACCCUCGACAGCCCGACGGAUGGGGGCCGCACCAGCACUCCCAACCUUCAAGCCGCACCCGCCUGCUUUGCCAACCAAGCCGACGCCAUUUCGGGAGCCCCUCGUGCCUCCGGCAGCGCCCUGCACGGCUGGCGUGGGGCCUGCGACGCCACGGCCCCCAGCCCCAGUCCCAUCCGCAGCAGCGCCCCCGCUGGGAGCGCUGUAGCGGCAUUCCUCGGCGCUUCCUCCCCAGCCUCUGUCAGCCCUGCCCCACUUGACGCGUGCCGGAUCGCCUCCUGCGGCCCCUGGGACCCGACCCACUCCACCCCCACGCCGUAUAGCGGGGUGCGGCUCAUGAGCCAGGGUGCGCAGCCACAGCGGGAGCGCGCUGGCGCCAACCCCAGCGGCGGCGGCGGCGCCAACAACCCCGGCCGCGGCCCUAGCGCCAGCGCGGCCACCACCAGCAACACCUCCGCCACCCCAACGCCCAAACCACGACAGCAACAGCAACAGCAACAACAACAACAACAACAGCAGCAGCAGCCGCCAAAGGCGCGGCAGGGCGCGGGCAAGGCGCUGCAGCAGCCGCAGUCGCCGCAACCGGCCGCCAAGGAGCUGCAGCUGCGGCCGCGCAUCAGCGAACAUGACCUGGCCACAAAGCUGCGGCGCGCGGAGGGCUGGCUGGAGGAUGGGCUCAGGGUGCAGCUGGUUGUGCAAUUCAAGGGCGGCGAUGAGGAGGGCGGCAAGGCGGCGGCGGCGCUGGUGGAGAGCGUGGCGGGGCGGCUGGUGGGCAAGGGGCAGCCCAUGGGCGGCAAGCGGCAGAUGAAGAACACCUGGCUCCUGACUCUGAAGCCCGCGGCGCCGCCAACGGCCCCCAAGCAGCCGCAGCAGCAGCCCGCGGCGCCGGCUGCAGCAGCAAGCGGGCCGCCUCCCGCUGGCGAGACCGCGGCGGCCGCAUAGGGCAUGCACCAGGGCUGCUGGCGGCGGUUGUUGAUUGGCCCUGUGAUGCUGGUAGGGGAGCAGUAGGUGGGGGGCGGGGUUGUGGUUUGCUGGCGAUUGCGGCCGUUGCAGGAGUUGCUUGUUGGUGUAGCUGCCGUGCCUGCAUCCAAUCCGUGCAGUGGUGGUGUCGAGACGAGUGCAGGUUGUGUGGGUGCGUGGCUCCUCAGGUGAUUUGAUACAAGGCAUGUGUGACUACUUGUGUGUGGGGGGCGUGGGGGGGGGGGGGGUAUGUGCCCGAGCCCAAUAGGCCCCAAUAGUCAAGGAGUCGUCGCCGCUGGGGAUCCGGUUCGGGGUCGUGGGGCAUGUACAGGUGCAGCAAUGCAGCAUGACGGCUGGUCCACAUAAGUCUGAACUCUCUGAAGAUGUCCAUGCCUGAGGGCGUAUCGUUUCAAGUGUGGGAUUCUGCCUCCCAGGCUCUCACAGCCGGUCAGGCAGGGCACGCAGGCAGAUUACAGUAGGCUCAAUUGACGCGCUUGAAAAAACGCAACACGCACAAGCGAACAUGACGUUGUAGAGCCGAAGCCAGUAGGUAGCACAAGCAAGAAGAAAAGCGUGAGACUGCUGCAGAUUGCCGUGGCCGUGGUCCUGAUGCUGGCAGGAGCAGGCCAGCAACGCGUUGAGAGGGCUGGCACCACGGCGCGGACUGUGUGAUACAGGUGGCGAUGCAGGUGGCAAGGUGGGGGGCCUCAGGGCUAGUACGUAACGCAUUCUAUCUGGUGCUGCAUGCUGUGAAUGCCAACAUGCGGGACUGCAGGUUACACCUAGCAGUCG
Messenger RNA from Chlamydomonas reinhardtii, 1968 nucleotides. RefSeq lists its product as uncharacterized. Gene Ontology annotation, molecular function: translation initiation factor activity; ribosome binding. The record is from RefSeq and is a predicted model, not a curated record. The transcript is spliced from 3 exons. NCBI's taxonomy places the organism in Eukaryota, Viridiplantae, Chlorophyta, Chlorophyceae, Chlamydomonadales, Chlamydomonadaceae. Gene Ontology annotation, biological process: ribosome disassembly; translational initiation. Bases 28 to 1158 code for a protein of 376 amino acids.